GAAGGCCCGGCGAGGAUCUCGCCCUCUCCUCCGCCCGAUGUCGUCGACAUACCAUCUUCCGAUUACUGCAUCGUCGGAUGAUGCACCGGCGAGAGGAGAGAUCAAGAAGCCGGCGAUCUGCACCGCCGAUGAAAUCCAUUACGUGCCUGUGCCGGGGACCGAGUGGAAGAUCGCGCUCUGGCGGUAUCUUCCGCCUCCUGAGGCGCCAAAGAGGAAUCAUCCUUUGAUGCUGCUCUCGGGAGUGGGGACAAACGCCAUUGGAUUUGAUCUCUCGCCUGGAACUUCUUUUGCUCGUCACAUGUCAAGCCAAGGAUUUGAUACAUGGAUUGUCGAAUUCAGAGGUGCUGGGUUGAGUAUGCGGACAGUUGGUCCCAAGGCAAUUGAUCAGUGUAAUGAUAAGCCUGUAAGUCCUGAUCUAGAUUCGGUUGAUAAGGAGAACUCGAUGAAAAUAUUGUCUGGGCAGCAGGCGGUUAUGAACAGUGCUACAGUCUCAGAUACUGAGGUUAUUGUUAAGAAUGGGAAGAAGGAGUUGACUACUUUGGAAGAGUCACAGUUAGUAAUGAAACUAAGUGCUGCCUUUUUGCGGCUGGGUGAAAGGCUUUCAGGCUAUCUAAAUGAAAGUCAAUUAAGGGCUAUCUCCGCCAAUUUUUUUGAUCAAAUUUCAAAACUUUUGGAAGAUGCUCGGUUAUCUGAACGAUUUGAUGAGAUCAGAACAAAUAUUUCAGGCUUGUUAGAAACAAGGCAAAAUUCUGUUAUUGCUGGCCAAAUAAGAGAACUGAGUCAGCGGCUUGUAAGUAUAAUUGAGGAAGGUCAACGAACUGUUUCGCCACAGAUAGUUGACUUGCAAGGGCGCCUUGCUGCUACCAUAGAAGAUUUCCAGAAACAACUUGAUCUCAUUGUUAUAUACGACUGGGACUUUGAUAACUACCUGGAGGAGGAUGUACCUGCUGCGAUGGACUACAUAAAACAUCAAAGCAAGGCACCGGAUGGAAAGUUACUUGCAAUUGGGCAUUCCAUGGGGGGGAUCUUAUUGUAUGCAAUGCUUUCAAAAUGCAAUUUUGAAGGAAAUAAAUCUGGGUUAGCAGCAGUGGUUACCCUAGCAUCCUCUGUUGAUUAUACGUCAUCCAGAUCUUCAAUGAAGUUAUUACUGCCUCUUGCUGACCCGGCGCAGGCUCUAAAUGUUCCCGUUGUCCCAUUAGGAGCUUUAUUGGCAGCUGCUUAUCCUCUUGCAUCUCGCCCUCCAUACGUUCUAUCGUGGCUUAAUCCGCAGAUUUCAGCACAGGACAUGAUGCAUCCUGAGUUGUUCGAGAAACUUGUCUUGAACAAUUUCUGCACUAUCCCGGCUAAGGUUAUCCUCCAACUAACAACUGCAUUUCGAGAGGGAGGGUUGCGAAAUAGGACUAACAAUUUAUGUUAUAAGGACCAUCUGCAUAAAUGUGAUGUCCCUGUCCUAGCUCUGGCUGCAGAUGAGGACUUAAUUUGCCCCCCUGAAGCUGUGUAUGAGACUGUGAAACUCUUUCCAGACCAUAUAUUUGAAUACAAGGUCUUUGGGAAACCUGAUGGACCGCAUUAUGCUCACUAUGAUUUGGUUGGAGGACGUAUGGCAGUUGAGGAAGUGUACCCCUGUAUAAUAGAGUUCCUCAGUAACCAUGACAAGCUGAACUGAGACUAUUUCGAUUUGAGAUAUGUGCAUACUUUCGUGAGAAUUUGAUGCUGUUGUAGAUUAUCUGCAGAUCUAGAGGCAGUGAUUAGCAUGGUCCUUGCAUGGCAUAGUGAAAUGUUUGACAGCUGAAGCUUCAAAAUUUUCACAAGUCCUGUGCUAUUGUUCUCAGAUAUGUAAACGUGCAACUAAACUUUUUCCAAGCUAAUCCGGUGCGGUACAUAUCUGUUAUUCUGGGAUACUGUAUCAAAGCUAUCCGGUGACUCUGUAACAAUGUGUGAGAGGAAGGAACUCUUGCACUUUGGAUCUUUGUUGGAUCUUAUUACGUGUACCCCUGGCUCUCGUAUUAAGUACUGGGUACUUUCUUAUAUGUACCCGAAAUCAUUUAAACCCACCAAUUUGUUUAUCUUUGUACUCGUGUUUACAGAAAGUAUUUGUGCGGCAUAUAUCAGUGCUUGAAUCAAGGUCAGUUAAAUUGCUGCUUCAAUU
Molecule: messenger RNA, 2149 nt
Organism: Asparagus officinalis (garden asparagus)
Lineage: Eukaryota; Viridiplantae; Streptophyta; Magnoliopsida; Asparagales; Asparagaceae
Exons: 9
Coding region: 38-1666 (542 amino acids)
Source: RefSeq, a predicted model, not a curated record